Molecule: messenger RNA, 609 nt
Organism: Drepanopeziza brunnea f. sp. 'multigermtubi' MB_m1
Lineage: Eukaryota; Fungi; Ascomycota; Leotiomycetes; Helotiales; Drepanopezizaceae
Source: RefSeq, a predicted model, not a curated record
AUGGGCUCAUUACCUGUCACAGCCACUGGUUACAUAUCGGUCGGCCACCAGCUCCAUGACCGCCUGAAAAAGCUUAACGACUCGCUACGUAGGGAUGUAUUGGUCGGAACCACUCUGAAAGACAUGGAAGAGUUCUACGAGAAUCUUAUCACGACGAUCCAUCCCGGCUACACGGAUGACGAACACACCUAUGCCAAGGAAAAGAAAUGCUGGAGCUGGUGCUAUCGAGAUCGCUUCGGCUACAUCGACCCGCCCUUCCCAGGUAUCUCACCAUUCCAAGACCCGAGUCGCAUCUAUCUCGAUGCUGCCGAAGACCAGAUCCUCCCCAUCUUCGAUACGCCGUACACCAUGUAUUUCGCGACGUUGCCGCCAGCCCCGCUGUGGAACCCCUAUGUACACCUGGGCGAAGUCAUCCCCUUGAUGCAGUUUGCAUGGCGCCAGCACGACCGCAUGAAGAACGGGUGGCGGAAAGGACGUAGGUAUGGCGAUCUCAUGGCAAAGAUGAAUGCCUCGUGCCCGCCCAUCGACGCGUGGGUCACUCUACAGCUUGCCGUGGCUCUGAUCUGGCAAGGCUGGGCAUAUCGUGGGAUCGGGAAGCCGGUAAAGUAA